This is a messenger RNA of Erpetoichthys calabaricus (reedfish), 1954 nucleotides long. RefSeq names its product anti-Mullerian hormone (gene amh). Bases 197 to 1879 code for a protein of 560 amino acids. Gene Ontology annotation, molecular function: growth factor activity. Lineage: Eukaryota; Metazoa; Chordata; Cladistia; Polypteriformes; Polypteridae. Gene Ontology annotation, biological process: gonad development. The record is from RefSeq and is a predicted model, not a curated record. The transcript is spliced from 6 exons.
GCUUUGGACAAGAUUCAGGAUUUUUUUUUUCUUGUUCCUUUUUCUCUAUUUUUUUUUCCCUUUGACAAAAGCCCCUUACCGUCAUUUUAAUUUUUUUAUUGUCUUAGCACAUUCAUUUUCAAGCACUUGUAGGCCCUUUUAAUUUAAGCAGACAACCUGAUUGCUUUUAUUACACCACUUCCUUGGAGAAGCCGCCAUGAAUGUUUUUAAGGCUGCUUUCCUGAUGAUGUUCAUCAUCCUUCAAGUUGUUCCUUUACUGUCUUCUAGAGAUGAUUCGUUGCCACAGAGAGUUCUGGGAAGAGGGUUUCUGGAUCAGCAUUUCCAAGGAGAAGGCUUCAACCUUCCAUCUGCACAGACAAAGGACAGAUGUCUGUCUUCAAUGGAGGAACGUCGUGGGCAGCUUUUUGCAGACCUUCGCCGUUUCUGGCUAAAAGAAGAGCAAGGGAAUCCAUUGCAGUUUGGCUCCUGCCAAGGAGACCAGGCAGCCCUUCUGUCAACCCUGCCAUAUCUCUUGCAUGAGGAUGGUAGCCUGCUGACUGAGCAGCUUGUGAAAGUGCAACAACAUGAGCUGGAGAUUCAUCUCAGGUUUAGGAAGACACCAGCCAUCCAGAAUGGACUAGCGUCUCUACUUAUCUUCUACCUCCCUGGCUCAGCCUUCAAUGAAGGGGAGACCCUAAACCUCUCUUUUACGAGCAGCACCUCAUCCCAGGAUCAGCAGGUAGCAUGCAUUUCCAUGGAGACCCAGUAUCUCAUUGUGAAUGCCGAGCAGCUCUUGAGAAAUCAAAAGCAGGCAGAGAUCCUUCUCAUAGCCUCCCUACAGAGUUCCGACAGCACUUAUGGCUCUCCUCUUUCACUUCCUGAUCUCCAAAAACGACUCAUCUGGUUAGACGAGUGUAACAACAUUGUGAAUCCAGAGCUGCUGCUGCUCCUGCCGAAUGAAUUCCAGACCAAUUCCUCCUCUCUGGUCGAUGACAGUAAUUCCACACCCCUGGGAAAGAAUUGUAGCUUCUUAGAAGAGCUGAAGAACUUCUUAAACUCAGUGGUGACUUCUGGAGACCUUAGUGAAGAGGGUCAACCUGUAAUCAUCCCUUCUAAAACCCAGCUGCACUGGGACGUGGCCCAGCUAAAGACGGGCAGACAUUUCUAUCUGAACAUCUCCUCCUCUCCUGCUGAACUGCACCUCCUUCUGGAGUCCAACUCCCCUACUCUCUUCAGUUUCUCACCACGCACAGUGGACCACGGUGCAGAGCUGCACUUGGACAGGCACCAUUUAGGCCAACUGAAUAGAAAAUUAGCUGCCACCUUAGCUGCAGUAUCUGAACACCCAGAGCUACAGAAGCAUGAUGCUCUUCCCAAGCUGCGAAGACUUCUGCAGUAUUGCCUUUAUCCCGGAAUGCUUUGUGAAGGCAUGGAGCAGGUCAGCACAGAUGUGCCAUUUGUUCAGCAACGGCAUAACACGCUGAAACGGCAGUACCAUACCCUGCUCCUGCUCAAAGCCCUGCAGACGGUGUUGGACUGUUGGGGACGACAGACGAGACGCCUGUCUCGCUUUGACCGCAGCCAAGGCAGGAAAGGGCCGUGCAUGUUGCAUCCACUCACUGUACAGCUGGGUGAAUAUCCUCAUAUUAUUUAUCCGCGUGAACUGGCAAUUGACAACUGCCAGGGCCACUGUGGCUUUCCCCAGCCCACAAACAUUGACUCGACCAAUAAUCACGUGGUUCUGCUCAUAAAGCAGCAUGAGAAGGGACCUGGUUUGGUGCGUCCCCCCUGCUGUGUGCCAGUGCAGUACAAAUCUGCGUAUUUGGCAGAGUUUGAUGACUAUGGAACUAAAGUGUCUUACAAACCUGACAUGAUUGCAGAGAAAUGUGGAUGUAGGUAAAAUAACAAAAAACUAUAAAAUCUGUUUUAUGAUCUUUUUUUUUUUUGGUUUCUUGACAAGCUUGUGCACAUGUGA